AUGACUUUAACUUUGCCUUGCUGUACGAUUGGUCAACAGCCUUUGGCUAAGCCAAAAAUUGUCAUUGAUGAAGAAGGCAAAAGGGUAAUUUGCAUUGCUAAAAUUGAUGCCAAUAUCAUACAACGAGCCAUGAUUAGGCACUCGUGCUACUGGAGUCUGAUACCAAUUUAUGGCUGUUUUGGAUUGCAACCUUUGCGUGCCAUAUGUUGGGCAUCUAAUGAGAGUCGGUUACAAGCGGAAGCCAUCCAUUUAAUCCUUUAUGAAAGCUACCUACAAUUAGACGUGGAUAGCUAUCCUAUGUUUUGUACUUGCAGUGGAUCCGGACCACCUCCAGAUCCUUACAAUGAAUUUACAUUUUGUUCAAUCUUGCCAGCUACAUCAACUGCGAUUGACUUGAGUGAUAUUAAAGAUAUCAAAAUAGAAAGCUUUAUGGGUUGCCAAAGGUUACAUAUUGUUGGCCACGUUAAUGAAGAGCGUGUUUCUAUCAUUGUGCUAGGAAUUGAAAACCUUAAUGAAUUUACACAAUUAUUAGAAAUUUAUACGGUCAAAUGUAAAGAUAGAAACAAUUCUAUGACCAAUGGCAACAAUAAUAGCCAAAAUAAUCAUCGUAUUACAAAAAGUUAUACCGUCGAAAGUUGCUUAAAUGGUUAUCAUUCUUCAUCACGAGGUUCUCUAGCGGUCAAUACUAGCAUAACAGUUGGGCUGGAAAAUCCUUUACGAGUUGUAAAAGAAAAUGAAUUUAAGGAAAAGCCUAGUACUAGCGAGAUAUCACCAAUUGCUUUAUGA
This is a messenger RNA of Trichoplax adhaerens, 786 nucleotides long. RefSeq lists its product as uncharacterized. The record is from RefSeq and is a predicted model, not a curated record. Lineage: Eukaryota; Metazoa; Placozoa; Uniplacotomia; Trichoplacea; Trichoplacidae. The coding region runs from base 1 to 786 and encodes 261 amino acids. The transcript has 2 exons.